Eufriesea mexicana is the source of this 1002-nucleotide messenger RNA. It is a transcript of the gene Gsc, whose product is annotated as goosecoid homeobox. Bases 1 to 1002 code for a protein of 333 amino acids. Lineage: Eukaryota; Metazoa; Arthropoda; Insecta; Hymenoptera; Apidae. Gene Ontology annotation, biological process: regulation of transcription by RNA polymerase II. Gene Ontology annotation, molecular function: RNA polymerase II transcription regulatory region sequence-specific DNA binding; DNA-binding transcription factor activity, RNA polymerase II-specific. The transcript is spliced from 3 exons. The record is from RefSeq and is a predicted model, not a curated record.
AUGGUAGAAAGUACCUAUGCGAGUGAUUCGCCCAGAUCGCGUUCUCCGAUGACGGAGCCGUCGAGUCCUCUUCAAGAUGGUCCCGGAAUAUCCGGCUACGGUCAUAGAUAUCUCUACAAUUACUCACCAGAAAGCUUGCAGCACAAGCUGAAGAGCAACGACGAGCACAGCAAUGUGACAGGAAGGCGACACGAUAUCGAUGGACGUGACAGAACGUUCUCAAGGAGUCCAGUGAGCUCCGACGAGGUGCGAUACAGAGCACGCGAGGUUUCUAGACCGAGUUCCUCAGCGACCAUGUCCUCCCCCACGUCCGCCUUCACCAUCGAAAAUAUCUUAGCACCUAGACCCAUCGGUAACAUGACACCCACCACCACUAGUAGCCUUGGGUCUAUUAUCCAAAAUCCGGAAGCCGUAGGUUCGCCAUCAAGGACCACGGCGAUGCAUCCUCUCCAGCAACAGAUUCACCAUCUGGCGUUCACAUCCGCAGACCUGUUUGCUGCAGCAUAUCCUAGUUUAUACUCCGGCGGCUACGUGGCAGCGAUGGCAGCUGCCGGUGUUUCGCUCCACGGUCAGCCAGCCUUCUAUCACGCAGCUCAUCCUUAUCAAAUAAAUCCAAAUGCCGCAGCAGUAGGGCCAAUGGCGAAGAGGAAGCGUCGUCACAGGACGAUAUUCACUGAAGAACAGCUGGAGCAACUGGAAGCCACUUUCGACAAGACACAUUAUCCAGACGUGAUCUUGAGAGAACAAUUGGCGCUUCAGGUCGAUCUCAAGGAGGAGAGAAUUGAGGUGUGGUUCAAGAACCGACGUGCCAAGUGGCGUAAACAGAAACGGGAAGAACAGGAACGUAUGCGGAAACUUCAGCUGGAGCAACGUCAACGAGCAGACGACAGUGUAUCAACGCCUUCGGUCAAAGUCACGGAACACUUGACGUUGUCCAGGCAGCAACAGCAGCAACAGCAACAUGAACAGGACACCGACAGCUCGGAUCUGGAAGUGGCGUAG